UGUCUGACGGAGUGAAUGAUUUAGUUUAGAGAAGAGAGGACACGCUGAUAAAGUCCACGCGUGACACUCACCGUCACUUUAACCGAAUGGUGACCUGACAGAGAUGGCCGCUUCAGGAGUAUGUUGUGCCAGCUUGGAGGAUCCCAAGACCCUGAUGAAGAUGGGUCUGAGCAUGGUCCUCAUUGGUCAUGUUAACUUCCUGUUGGGAGCGCUGGUGCACGGCGUCGUGCUCCGACACAUCAACCUCCACAAGCAGGCCCGGGCCAUGGAGUACGCCAUCUCCAAUGUGUUCGCCUUUACAUCCGGACUCGUAGGUAUUGUUGUCGGCAUCCUGGCUAUUGUUCUGUCUAAAAACAAGAAGAGCAGAGGCCUGACGUGGUCACUUUUCACCGUGGCUCUGGCUGCAGCUCUCAUGGCAGCAGCGUCAGCCAUCGGGCUCUUUGUGUCCAUGGUGAGGGCCAUCAUUCACGGCGGGCGGAGCCUCCUGACUCACUGUCGCUUCCCUGACGCCAUUGGCUACUCCAGCAUCACCAACGAGUGUCCUUUUGACCCCACACGCAUCUACAGUACCACUCUGAUCCUUUGGGUUCCUCUGAUCGUGACUUGUGUCAUCCAGAUGGUGUUUUCAGCCCGCUGCUCUGCUGUCUGCGCUUCAUUCCUGGGUCUACCUUGCUGCCCGACCAGGAAGAGAGCCAGGGACUUUGGCAGAUCGAUCAAUGCGGUGAGGCCGUUGGAGGAAGCUACUACCUCUCGCUACACUGAACCUCCUACACGCUCCACUGAAGUCCCCAGAAGCCAUCGCGAACCUCCAAGACGCGGUACUGAACCUCCAAGACGCACUACUGAACCUCCAAGACGCAAUCCUGAACCUCCAAGACGCAAUCCUGAACUUCCAAGACGCAAUACUGAACCUCCAAGACAGCAGCGCAGACCUCCUCCCCCUCCACAGAGUCGUCCACAUCAGCAACGGAGUCUCUCUCCCUCUGAGAGACGGCCUCUUCGCCAGCCAUACAGAGAAAGGUCAAACAGAGAAAGGCAAGACACAAGUGUUGGCAGCCUGCAAAGGGCACCAGAGGAACACCAACUGCUGGAAAGGGGCACGCUGGAAAGGUCCAGCUUCUGGAUUUAGACAUAAUUGACAUGCCGGAGCUUCUUGACAAGUGCUGUGAGACGUAUACUGUAGUACUGCUCUGCUAGCUACAAUAUAAUACCAACAUUAUUGUUGUCCUGUCAGUCCUUCAAAUCUAUGAACUCAGAGCUGGAGAUGUUUUAUUUAGCUGUCCCACUGUGUGAAUUUCCUGAGACACAGGCUGUUUAUACAGUGUGAAAGAUCCCAGAGAUAUCGUCUUCUUGCCAAGAGUUUGGUGAUAAGAUCUGUCCGGUAAAUAUCAGGCGAAAGCUGGUUAGCUUAGUUUAGCAUAAGGAAAUGGUUUAGCACAUAACCCAACCUCUGCUACCCCCCUAAAAGGGAAGAAUUGUUGUUUUUACACUUUGAUUUUUGUACAGAAUAAACAAACGAGGUAUUCUGCGUUAAUCUGUUAAGUGACUUUAGAUAACUUAAAUUGUGUAGGCUAGCUUUGGAUGGGCACGCCUAUCUGUCCGACGCAAAGAUAUAUAUGGGUCUGAUGGCCCAGUAGUCCGUUAAAAUUCACAUUUUCCAUUGACUGCCAGUGUGCUUCUUAAAAGAUAAUUAUGUUACAACAGUGGGAUAAAGGAAUGGCUAGGUUUAGGAACAAAAAGCAUUUGGUUGGUAACUGUUUUACCCCCCAUUUCCAGCCCUUGUGUGGGAAGCUAAGCUUAAUGGAGCUGUCUGUUGGCUCUAUCUUAACUGUAUUUAGCUGUAGUUAGGACAUUUAGCUUAGCACUAAGACUGGAAGUGAGGGAAAAAGAGCUAACUAGCUCUCUCCAAGUAAAAACAAACACAACAACAUAAAGCUCACUUACCAAUAUACACAACCAAGUUUUUGUACUUUCCCGAGUCGGGAGUUAGCUAAGCCUAGCAUGAAAGUGAAAUCAAGGAGAAACGGCUAGCUCUAUCCAAAGUUUAAACAUCGUCUACCCACACUUUCAAAGCUCUCUAAUUAACAAUAUAUAUAAAAAUAAUUAAUAUGUCCAAUUUGAUUAAUUGAUACACAAGCAGAAAUGUAAAAAAAAGACAAAGAUGAAGAAGUUGAAAUGCUUUGUCAUGGUGUCAGCAAGACUUUUUUUCUUAAAAUGAUUACAGCAUGUAGCUUCCCAAAAAUUUGUCAGUUUAACAUUUCAGUUUUUGUAUGUUUUCUUUACCGGCAGCUUUCAGUCUUUAUGCUAAGCUAAGCUAAAAAUGUCCUGGCUCUAGCUUCACAGUUACUGCACAGACAUGAGAGUGGUAUUUCCCAAAAGCAUGAACUAUUAUUUUAAUGUUUGAGUUCACACAUAAGAUGACCAGCACCUGAAUGAUAGUGUGGGUGGAGCUGAGGCAGGCCGAGUGAAGUUGGUGAACCAGUCCACCUGUGACGACACCCACCUUUCUCUUGAAGUGGUCAUUGCCUUAACUAUGCAGAACUUUAAGCUUUUAUAUUCAUUAUUGCCAUUAAUGGAGAAAUUAGUCAUAUAGACCAAAACUGUGUGUGUACCAGGCUGUUACCAUGUUUAUUUCUGCUGUCAAGUUGUACAUUUUAACAUGGAGUUUGAUGGGGAUUGAUUAGCUUAUGGAGCCAGCUUCAAGUGGCCAUUUGAGGAACUGCAGUUUUUGACACUUGUGCGUUGGCUUCAUUUUUAAGCCCUGGUGGUUGCUGCUUGAGUGGAAUUAGGCAAAAAGUGAAGAAAUGCAGUUUGUGGGUGUGCCUUCAAGCUUUAUCUGAUUUUGUUGCCUGUGUGAGUAAUUUAGAAUCAAGUGUGUGUGUGUUUGUGCAUUUUAUCUGCUGUUAUGUCUCGAGAAAGUUUUUGUAUUUAUUUCGACAAGUUCGGUCGACAAGUAAAUAAAGUUUUUAUUCAAAAUGAUGCAUCUAUCUUGUGUGUUUUGUAGCUGAACUCAGCUGGGCUGAACAUUUGCGUUUCAAAUGAGGUAAUGGCAGCAGCUAGUGACCUGACAGGAAUGACUGGUUACACUCAGACACACAUGUAGACACCCUGACAGGCUGCUGCAAACACAUUCACCCACGUCCUGUCA
This is a messenger RNA of Centropristis striata (black sea bass), 3148 nucleotides long. Its product is annotated as transmembrane protein 54-like. NCBI's taxonomy places the organism in Eukaryota, Metazoa, Chordata, Actinopteri, Perciformes, Serranidae. The transcript has 6 exons. The coding region runs from base 104 to 1129 and encodes 341 amino acids. The record is from RefSeq and is a predicted model, not a curated record.